Molecule: messenger RNA, 2273 nt
Organism: Jatropha curcas
Lineage: Eukaryota; Viridiplantae; Streptophyta; Magnoliopsida; Malpighiales; Euphorbiaceae
Product: Remorin family protein
Source: RefSeq, a predicted model, not a curated record
CAUCAAUUAGUACUUUUUAGCACCCCCCAUAUAACGCGGCUUGCCAUGGAAGCAGAUUCUCCAAAGCCUAAAAGGCGAUAUCUCACUCUCUGUUGUCCUUGCCUUUCUUUUCUCUUUUUCUCUACAGUUCUAACUUAGGAAUGUGGAGAAAGUGAAAAUUUACAAUGCCGGAGAUAGGGUUUCAGGAUCAGAGCUCGACUAGAUCGGGUUUUAGAGCUCGCGAUGCUAGCCCUGACUCUGUUAUUUUCACUCUCGAGUCCAAUUUUAGCCUCUUCUCUUCUGCUUCUGCUAGUGUUGACCGCUGCUCGUUCGCGUCCGAUGCUCACGAUCGGGACUCUCUCGCUUCUGAAAUUUCCCUGCAUUUGGCAGGACGUGAAACUCCGAUUGGUGGUGGCAUUGGUGGUAAUGACCUCCACGAAACUUCGAGUGGUCCAGAUCGAGAUCCAGGUCCAAACAAACUAAUUACUGUGUACAGCAACAACAAAAACGCUCCUGCUCAUUCUCGUCUCUUCAGAAAAGGUGAAAAGGCGAAAGCUGAAAAAGAAGAUAACAAAGCUACUAUAGAAGUAGAAGACGAAAGCCAUCUUCCAGAUUCAGCAAGAAACUCAUUCUCUCUAGCUCUUAAAGAAUGUCAGGAACGGAGAUCCAGAUCUGAAGCUAUUUCGAAGAAGCCAGACAGACGGAGACCUGCUUCACUGGAUCUCAACAAUGUUAUUGCAGCCUCAUCGCCGCGAUUGGGUGCCAUGAAAAAGAGCUCAACUUCAUCUCGGAAAUCAGGUACGUUUCCCAGCCCUGGCACACCCAAUUAUCGCCACGCUAGUGUUGGAAUGCAGAAGGGUUGGAGCUCGGAGCGAGUGCCAUUGCAUACUAAUGGUAAUAGGCGCCAAGUGAGCUCUGCCUUGUUACCUUUCCAUAAUGGGCGCACGUUGCCGUCGAAAUGGGAGGAUGCUGAGAGGUGGAUAUUUAGUCCUGUUUCCGGAGAUGGGGCAGCGAGAGCUUCGCUUCAAGCUCCUCACCGGAGGCCAAAGUCGAAGAGUGGACCGCUUGGACCUCCUGGGAUUGCGUAUUAUUCGUUGUAUUCGCCUGCCAUGCCAGUGUUUGAUGGCACACAUGUGGGAAACUUAUUGGCAAGUUCUCCAUUUUCGGCUGGUGUUAUUGCUGCAGAUGGCGUGGCUAUUCGGUCUAAUGCCCAUGGCGUGGCCUUUCCUGUGCGAACAGAGCCUUGCAUGGCCCGUUCAGUUAGUGUGCACGGAUGUUCUGAAGUGUUGGACCAGUCCUCGUUGCCUUCCCAAGAUGAGAAGCUUGAUGGCGUUAAGGAUGCAGCUACAGAUAUAUCAUCUGCUGUUUCAAGAAGGGAUAUGGCAACUCAAAUGAGUCCUGAGGGAAGCAAUCAUUCAUCUCCAAGCAGGAGGCUUUCAUUCUCUGCCUCCACUCCCUCUGCCCUACCUAUUGUGGAACUGCAAAACAUACAUUCCAAUAAAUCAGAAGUCAGGGAUGUGCAAAUGGAUGAAAGGGUUACUGUCACGAGGUGGUCUAAGAAACAUAGAACCCGCAACCAGGGGAAAAGCUCAGAAAUUGUUGAUGAUUGGAGAAAGAAAGCUGUUGAUGCUCGAUCUUCAGCUUGGGAUGUUUCAGAGGCUGCAAAGAGCAUUUCCAAGGCCAAAAGAGAGGAAGCCAAAAUUACUGCAUGGGAGAAUCUGCAGAAGGCAAAAGCAGAAGCAGCAAUAAGGAAACUUGAGAUGAAGCUUGAAAAGAAGAGAUCAUCAUCUAUGGAUAAAAUUAUGAACAAGUUGAGAUCAGCUCAGAAGAGAGCCCAAGAAAUGAGGAGCUCCGUAUUAGCCAACCAGGCACACCAAGUUUCCAGGACUUCUCACAAGGUUAUAUCAUUUCGAAGAACCCGUCAGAUGGGGUCCUUGAGUGGUUGCUUCACAUGCCAUGCUUUCUAGUGUUUCAUCAACCAUAUAUUUGCUAUGCUUUAAUCAGCUUAAGAUGCCUGGUCUGUGGCCAGGUUGGAAGUGGAAUUACACCUGCAGCAGAAGGAAGUGUACAGCAACAGAACCAUUAUAUUGCCACUAUUUUGGUGUCAAUUCAGUUUUGCUGGGUCACAAAGCUCAAGUGUUUCCAUAAAGAUUUCAGAUAAGAAGUAUUCUUGUUUGCGGCACCAACAUAUCCAAAAAAUUAGGCUCAUAAGUCUUGUAUGCGUGUACUUAUUAUGUAUGUAUUUAUGUAUAUGGCAAUAAUAUUUUUCUCACGUAUGACAUUUUGCCUUGCAA